AUGCCGGAGCAAAAUGCAGGCAUUGAACCACGGACGAGCGACGACAGGGCUCAGGCAGGUGGAGGACUGAUGGCAACAAUUACUGCCCUCGAUUGGAAAUUGCUGUCACAGUUGCGAUCUACAGUCAGCCAGUUCGGGGUGACAAGUCAUCACCCCCUUCAUUCAGGGGCAGCGGGACAAUGGGCGGGUGGGCGGAUCAGCCGUGUGUUCCGCACUUUCAACCUGGAGAGCCGGGCCCGCCGUGAGAUCAGCAAGGAGAAGCCCAAGCCCGCCCCGCGGCACUCAGGCGAGCAGCUCGACCCACUGGCCGACCGCCUAGAGAUCCAAGAAGAUAUCUCCAGGAAGGACGAUCGGCUCUUCUCGCUGCUCAAAGAGGUUUAUAUCGAGUCCAGAGAUCCCCUCGGGCAGGUAAAAGAUGGAGGUGGUGAACAUCUUCAGUGUAAACAGGAGGAAAAGAGACUUACAAAACUAGGCCGCUUGGGAGAUCUAGAUGUUAAGAAAGUUCCCAAAGGCAAAAUUUCCACUGUGGAAGCUCUGACGCUUCUUCUUAAUAUGUAG
Messenger RNA from Cuculus canorus (common cuckoo), 558 nucleotides. RefSeq names its product NADH dehydrogenase [ubiquinone] 1 alpha subcomplex assembly factor 4-like. The transcript has 3 exons. Gene Ontology annotation, biological process: mitochondrial respiratory chain complex I assembly. Gene Ontology annotation, cellular component: mitochondrion. The record is from RefSeq and is a predicted model, not a curated record. Bases 1 to 558 code for a protein of 185 amino acids. Lineage: Eukaryota; Metazoa; Chordata; Aves; Cuculiformes; Cuculidae.